AUGGCCGUGCCGAAUGCUUCCUUCUGGGACCUUGUCAGCAUUUCUAUGCUCGUCGUCGGUCUUGCUGCUCUGACAUCCAUCUAUCUCAUUGCUGUUGGAGUGUGCCGUCUGUACUUCCACCCUCUAGCGAAAUAUCCCGGUCCUAUUUUCAAUCGCGUCUCUUCGAUCCCUUUAAGCUAUAAGCUCCUCCGCGGCCGCCUUCCAUUUUACGUCAAACAGCUGCAUGAUGUGUACGGGCCUGUUGUUCGGCUGACACCGACGGAGCUGUCAUUCAACUCGGAAAAAUCAUGGAAAGAUAUCUACGGCAGCCGUCCUGGGCAUCAGAACUUUCACAAAGAUCCAGUUCACGUCGGAUCAAUCCAAACAGUUCCUGGUGUCGUCACUAUCACCAUGGCCGGUGAUGUCGACCAUACACGUCAACGCCGAGCUCUCUCGCACGCCUUCAGCACCAAGGCCCUCCUAGAACAAGAAUAUCUCAUCAAAAACUACGUUGAUAUUUUCCGUGAUAAGAUGAACGAGUUUGCGAGCACUGGUCAGGUUUGCAACAUCGCCGACUGGUUUUCUUACACAACUUUCGACAUCAUCGGCCAUCUUUCGCUUGGUGAGCCAUUCGGUUGCCUGACGAGCAGCGACCUCAGGUUCUGGGUUCCGGUCAUCUCGGAGUCCAUUAAGGCGGGUGCCAUCGAACAGGCGAGCCGCCGGCUGGCGACAACGGGCAGCAAAUUGCAGCAUCUAUUCCUCAAAGUGUUUGCACCAACGGAGCUGCGUGACCAAAGGAGGAAGCAUCUCCAAUACUCAAGGGAGAAGAUCAUGCGACGAAUCCAACAAACCGGAAGUCAUCAGCACCGAGACUUCCUAUACUAUCUUAUGAACCAGAAAGACAAGGAAAACUUGAACCAGGAUGAAAUUAUUGUCAACGGUGCCCUGUUCAUUAUCGCCGGCUCCGAGACGACGGGAAGCUUCAUGGCAGGGCUUUUCAACCACCUUCUCAGACCCAAGAAUAGAGAUGUCUUGGACAAACUUGUCGCUGAAAUCAGAGGCUCUUUCAAAAGUGACCAAGACAUUACGUAUGAAGAGCUCGUCAAGCUACCAUGGCUGUCAGCAGUGCUCGAGGAAGGCCUGCGAAUCUUUCCCAGUGCUCCCAUCGGUUUCACAAGAGCCGUCCCCGGUGGUGGCGACAGUGUGGAUGGGAAUUUCCUCCCCGCCGGUACCACCGUGUCGACUUGCAUGUGGGCGGCGACUCACACUGAGGACAACUUCAAAGAUCCGUACGAGUUCCGACCCGAAAGGUGGCUUGACAAGGCCAAUGCGACGGACAAGCUAGGCGCAAGCAAUCCUUUUUCCCUGGGCCCGCGCGGGUGCAUUGGUCGCAAUCUAUCAUACAUGGAACAGAGGCUAAUUACAGCGAAGCUGCUAUGGCACAACGAUGUCGCCAUGAUCAGCGAUGAGUCUUGGGCCGAGUGGGAUCCGAAGAACGACCACGAAAAUAUGCAGGUGUUUACAAACUGGAUCAAGGCACCAUUAAAUGUCAGGUUGUCACCUCGAAAGGCAUGA
Messenger RNA from Ilyonectria robusta, 1554 nucleotides. RefSeq names its product cytochrome P450 monooxygenase. NCBI's taxonomy places the organism in Eukaryota, Fungi, Ascomycota, Sordariomycetes, Hypocreales, Nectriaceae. The transcript is spliced from 3 exons. The coding region runs from base 1 to 1554 and encodes 517 amino acids. The record is from RefSeq and is a predicted model, not a curated record. Gene Ontology annotation, molecular function: oxidoreductase activity, acting on paired donors, with incorporation or reduction of molecular oxygen; heme binding; monooxygenase activity.